AAGCCUUCCAAAAGCCAGAAAAAGAAAAGCAGCAGAUAAGCAUAUCCCGUGUUAUAUUAGUUUGUGGGAUGGCAAAACUGUCAGAUCCUCUUGUGGUGGGGAGAGUGAUUGGGGAUGUUAUUGAUGCCCUCUCCCCAUCUGUGAAAAUGUCAGUCACUUUCAACACCAACAAGCAGGUAUAUAAUGGCCAUGAAUUUUUUCCAUCUGCAGUUACUAACAAGCCUAAGGUUGAGGUUCAUGGAGGUGAUAUGAGAUCCUUUUUCACCCUGGUGAUGACAGACCCAGAUGUUCCUGGUCCUAGUGACCCUUACCUGAGGGAGCACUUACACUGGAUAGUGACAGAUAUCCCCGGCACAACAGAUGCCACAUUUGGAAGGGAAAUGGUGAACUACGAAAUGCCAAGGCCAAACAUAGGGAUCCAUAGGUUUGUGUUCCUCCUCUUCAAGCAGAAAGGCAGGCAAACAGUGAGAAGCAUACCAUCAUCAAGGGAUCGUUUCGAUACCAGGAAGUUUGCAGAAGAAAACGAACUAGGGGUUCCUGUUGCAGCUGUCUAUUUCAAUGCUCAAAGGGAAACAGCUGCUAGAAGACGCUAAAACAUAAAGUGGUUCACCAAUGGAUCGAU
Messenger RNA from Gossypium arboreum, 622 nucleotides. RefSeq names its product CEN-like protein 2. Gene Ontology annotation, biological process: vegetative to reproductive phase transition of meristem; negative regulation of flower development. Bases 69 to 593 code for a protein of 174 amino acids. The record is from RefSeq and is a predicted model, not a curated record. Lineage: Eukaryota; Viridiplantae; Streptophyta; Magnoliopsida; Malvales; Malvaceae. The transcript is spliced from 4 exons. Gene Ontology annotation, cellular component: cytoplasm; nucleus.